Messenger RNA from Euleptes europaea (tarantolino), 1251 nucleotides. RefSeq lists its product as uncharacterized. NCBI's taxonomy places the organism in Eukaryota, Metazoa, Chordata, Lepidosauria, Squamata, Sphaerodactylidae. Bases 1 to 1251 code for a protein of 416 amino acids. Gene Ontology annotation, molecular function: 8-oxo-dGDP phosphatase activity. The transcript has 8 exons. The record is from RefSeq and is a predicted model, not a curated record.
AUGGGAAUUCCCAUAUCUGCAGCCCGCACUGUUCCGGGAACACUCUUGAUCCCGCUGAACGGAGACCGCCUGAUCAUUUUGCGCGUGAUGCAAACUGCAUUUAAGGCAGGCAGGUCUUCGACCCCGAUUGGCAGGCCCGGCGGGCCAAUCAGCGCUACCGCGCUCCAGGAGCGACACGUGGUUGGCCGGGAGGCGGGGCUUGCCUGUGCGGGGACCAUGGCGGCCCCGGGCUGGUCCGAGCGGGUCCGGGAGCUGCUCCGCAGGAUGAAUUCCUUCCACCGAGCCGGCCUGAGGAUUAGGCAACUAUACGGACUGAUUCGGCUCGCUUUCCUUUUAGGCUCUCCGAAGGCUCUGUGUCUGCCUUUUGUGGUGGCCGGCCUUCAAGUGGGCCACGUACCACACUCCGUGGCCCGGCGUCUCCAUCAGUAUCCAGCUGUUUUCUCGGUGUCUCAGGGGGACGAAGCCCCUGCUUGCUUGGAGCUGAACAAGCAACUGGUCUCCUUCGAGGAGCGAACCGCCGCGGUGCAAGGGGUACUCAAGCAGCUGAGGGAACAGGAAGCUUUCCCCUGCCUGAAAGAGUGGCGGGAAGAGCUGUACAGCGUGAUGCCUUAUUUUUGUGACACGCCUCUCUUCAGCAUGGAGCGCGCUGCCACACCAUUGUUGGGAGUGAAGCGCUACGGCACCCACUUGAACGGCUACACGUGGCAAAAUGGGGAGAUGCUCAUGUGGUUGGGUCGUCGGGCCCUGAACAAACCUACUUACCCUGGCCUAUUGGACAACCUGGCUGCUGGCGGCAUCGCAUCGGGGCUGGGGGUCAGAGAGACACUGGUGAAGGAAUGCCAGGAAGAAGCCUGCAUCCCCGCCUUUCUGGCUGCGCAAGCCAAACCUGUGGGGACUGUCACUUACACCUAUGUGGGCGCGCAAGGGGGCAUCUAUCCUGAAUGCCAAUUUGUGUUUGACCUUGAGCUGCCUGAAGACUUUGUGCCGCAGGUGGGGGAUGGAGAGGUGCAAGAGUUCUACCUGUGGCCACUUCAUAAGGUGAAAGAGGCCAUUGUUUCUCCAGACUUCAAACCCAACUGUGCAAUGGUGGCCCUGGAUUUCCUGAUCAGGCACAGUUAUAUCCAACCUGAUGAAGCCGGCACUGCAGACGGAUCCCAGAAAGUCCAGGAUAACGGCAAACUCCGGUUUGAUCCAACAACCGUGUUUCCUGCUUCUCGCUGGGACCGCAAGAGAUUACUCGGCCAUGCCUGA